Messenger RNA from Striga hermonthica, 933 nucleotides. Lineage: Eukaryota; Viridiplantae; Streptophyta; Magnoliopsida; Lamiales; Orobanchaceae. The record is from the annotation of a GenBank genome assembly.
AUGGGGACCGCCAUUAACAACAGCAAAGCUUCAGCCGCCGAAAACGACGUCGUCACCGCCUCCGCCCACUCUCCUCCCCCUUCGGACCGCCCCCUUCGCGUAUACGCCGACGGGAUUUACGAUCUGUUCCAUCUGGGCCACGCCCGCUCGCUCGAGCAGGCCAAGAAGCUGUUCCCGAAUACGUACUUGCUGGUCGGAUGUUGCAAUGAUGAGACUACUCAUAAGUAUAAAGGGAAGACCGUCAUGAACGAUGCAGAACGUUAUGAAUCCCUUCGCCAUUGCAAGUGGGUCGAUGAAGUUAUUCCGGAUGCUCCAUGGGUGAUAAAUCAAGAGUUUCUUGACAAGCACUGUAUUGAUUUUGUGGCUCACGAUUCUCUUCCUUAUGCAGAUGCAAGCGGAGCUGGAAAUGAUGUUUAUGAAUUUGUGAAAGCCGUUGGAAGAUUUAAGGAGACUAAAAGAACUGAUGGAAUAUCAACAUCAGAUGUCAUUAUGAGGAUAGUGAAGGAUUACAACCAAUACGUAAUGCGCAAUCUCGAUCGUGGGUACACAAGAAAAGAGCUUAACCUUAGCUAUGAAAAGCGAAUAAGAGUGAAUAUGAGACUCAUGAAGUUUCAAGAGAAAGUAAAAGAGCAACAAGAAAAGAUACAAAUUGUUGCGAAAACAGCUGGCGUGCAUCCUGAUAUGUGGGUCGAGAAUGCUGAUCGAUGGGUUGCUGGGUUUCUUGAAAUGUUCGAGGAAGGCUGCCAUAAAAUGGGCACGGCCAUUAGAGAUCGAAUUCAAGAGAGUUUGAGGGGGCAGCCUAAUGGCCAUGGGAGUAGUAGUGAUGCCGACGAUGACAAAGACUAUGACGUCAGCGAUGACGAUAGUUACUAUUAUGACGAAGAAGAAUAUUACGACCAUGAAGAAUUUUACGAAAGUGACGAGAAACAAUGA